Solenopsis invicta (red fire ant) is the source of this 1575-nucleotide messenger RNA. It is a transcript of the gene Sirt4, whose product is annotated as NAD-dependent protein deacylase Sirt4. The record is from RefSeq and is a predicted model, not a curated record. Bases 468 to 1430 code for a protein of 320 amino acids. The transcript has 4 exons. NCBI's taxonomy places the organism in Eukaryota, Metazoa, Arthropoda, Insecta, Hymenoptera, Formicidae. Gene Ontology annotation, molecular function: NAD+ binding.
AGUAAGACAAAGACAGAUUUGAGAUCUGAGAUCUGAGAUUUGAGAAACGUCUAUGAAUUCGAACCUGAGUCUGCUGAACGCAGCCAUUCUCACAAUUGGUUUUUUUCUUCUUUUCCUGUUGAAUCUAAAUGUAUAAAUCAAUAAUGUCAUGGAAUCUCAUACAUUUACAAAGCUGCUUUUUAUGCUCAAUGGCCGCAUUCAGCAGAUUCAACAUGUUGAGAUAUUCAUUUAAAUCAUCCAAUCAGACAUUUAGAUCAAGAAGAAUAAACCAAUAACAGCGAACGCUUACUCAACUGCUGAAGUUUACUGACUACGCUCAAUGGCUAUUGGCUAAUCGAGAAUCUUUGUUUUUUCUGAACGCAACCAAUGACGCAAAAACUAUUUAAAGUGAUUUAAAGGCCAUGCAACACACGUGUUAGUAUGCAUUGUUAAUAUUUGUGACAGAACGAUAAAUUAUAAGUUUCAUUAUGAUUACGAGGUGUACUAGCCAUAAUGCGAAGCUUUUCAUGAAUGUUUUUUCAGGAGGAUUAUAUCCGCAAUUAUCGAACCUCGCGUUUGUUCCAAAAUGUAACCCGGCGUCAACAGAGGAUGUGAUGAGAUUAAAAGAGUUUGUUGAUAAGCACCAUCGCUUGUGUGUGUUAACUGGAGCAGGAAUAUCUACAGAAAGUGGUAUCCCCGAUUAUAGAUCAGCUGAAGUUGGGCUUUAUGCUCGAAGCAAUCACAAACCAAUACUUUAUAAAGAAUUUUGUGACAGUAAAGCAUCCAGGAGACGAUACUGGGCCAGAAAUUAUAUUGGAUGGUCAAGGUUCUCCUCUAUUAAACCAAAUAUUACUCACAAGAUAUUGAAACAUUUGGAAGAUAUUGGAAAGGUGGAAUGUAUUGUCACACAGAAUGUAGAUAAUUUACAUUUAAAGGCGGGAAGUAAGAAGGUGAUCGAGCUGCAUGGAACGGCAUUCAGAGUAAUGUGUCUUAAUUGUGAUCAUAAAAUAUGCAGACAUGAACUUCAAAGAGUGUUUAAAACUCUUAAUCCAUCUAUGAUGGCAACUGCUCAGAUGAUAAGGCCUGAUGGUGAUGUGGAAUUGUCACAGGAACAAAUAGAAGGCUUCAAAGUUCCUGCUUGCGAUAACUGUGGUGGCAUUUUGAAACCAGAUAUUGUAUUUUUUGGAGACAAUGUGCCACAUGAAAAAGUACAAAACGUGAAAGCUAACGUGGAAAGUUUAGAUGCUUUGCUAAUUCUGGGAACAUCACUUAGUACAUUUUCUGCAUACAGGAUUGUACUGCAAGCAGUUGAUGCCAAGAAACCGAUAGCAAUAGUAAAUAUUGGCGAGACUAGAGCUGAUAAAUGUAUUAAUUUGAAAGUAGAAGGAAGAUGUGGAGAUGUUCUAUCAAAGAUUUGGCAACUAAAUGCUUCAAAAGAUUUUAUAAGAUAAUGACAAAUGUGAAUAGUUAUCAAAUUAUAUGCUACGUAUAAAUUUAUUCCAACUAUUAAAUAUUAUCAAAGAUAUUUGUAUAGUGUAUUAUAGUUUAUUUUUUUAUUAAUAAUGUUGAAAAUGUUUUAAAAAAGUUCAAUAAACG